Messenger RNA from Pseudomyrmex gracilis, 4119 nucleotides. RefSeq lists its product as uncharacterized. Lineage: Eukaryota; Metazoa; Arthropoda; Insecta; Hymenoptera; Formicidae. The record is from RefSeq and is a predicted model, not a curated record. The transcript has 6 exons. Bases 1918 to 3705 code for a protein of 595 amino acids.
GUCCGCCGAUCCGACCGGGUCUUCUCCAAAAGGUGCGAGGUGCGUCUCCCAGUUCGGAGACCAGAAAUCUCGCGUCAGAGAAAUCACACAGAGAUUUUGUCGAAAAAAAACAUAGUGCCGAACGUGUUGUGCAAAUUGAAAAAUACUUUAAUUUUUCUUUUUCUUUUUUUACUCAGUAGAAGUAUACGAUAGACCACCGUGAUGCAGCGCGACCUCGGCCGACAAGGUGUCUGAAGGAUAUCCCCGCAGGACCUCUCCUGUCUCUUUCUCUCUAUUUCGCCCUCGCCUUUCGUUUUGCGCUUGGAUACGGUAGGUCCUGUUCGGAGGCUACCAGGAUGCGGUUCAGACCCAGUUAUCGAGGCGUCUGAAGGCACCCCGCGGCCCCGUAUACUCGUCAUAAAGCAAUAAAAGCGCCCGCGCCACGAAGAUAUAUCUCGCGAGGCCCGCGUAAGAAACGGCGAAAGAAAGCCGACUGCACCGGUAAAUCAUAAACGCCACGGGGAUCGAACCGCGGGAGAUAACUGCCUUCACGUAAGGAGAGAAGGACGGAGCAGACGCACGAAGAGACGGCGAGAGAAAGAGAAGAGCUGCGGCUCGCGGUGAGCCGAGCGCGGGAUUCAUCGUUCGAUCGCGCGUCCAUCGGGAUCCAUCUGUAUCCAUCCUCGAACGGCCUCGGCAGCGCUCGAAAACCCUAAGCCCGGAAGAGGAACUUCGCCGUUGUUCAUCAUCAUCGGGAAACAGGACGUCCGGAAGAUACCUCGGCUGUGCAGCGAGAAACGGUCUUCUUCCCGCACGUUUCUUCCCCGCCGGGGUGUAGCGAAAAUAUCGUCGAUAGAUCCUGACGAUUUUUUUCUUUGGAAAAAGAUACGUAGUCCAUAUGUGCGUAGACGUUCUUCGCCGUUCUCUCUCGCCAGUGAUCAUCGGAGGAUACCGUCGGUGAAUCGUGAUAGCACACGAUCAUCUCCGCCGAUUUCGGCCUCGCCGUUCAGAAAUAAGAGAUGCGUUUGCUCGAAACGGUGUUUAUCUCCGUCGGGAAUAUUCUAACCGUAGAUAGCGAUAGUUCGCCGUGACGCGCGCAGGCGCGCUACCGCUCGAUCGGUGCCGAGAGAGGAGAUCGAUCCGCUUCGAGAAGUGUGAUAAGUGUAACGCGCGGAAAGUAGUAGACUCGCGAGCAGAGGCCGACGCCAAUCGCUCUGACGGCGUUCCGUCGAUGAACGAUCGACCUGUUCGACAGUGUUCGACGUUGUUUCGUGAUCCUCGAUCUCUCACUGCGCACUGUUGCCCCCGGGCAACAGUUCAGUGGCUAGUGGAACCGAGAGAGUUUCACGUUAUUAUUAUUUAACGUGUCGGGGGAUCAACGAGGCGAUCUUAAUAUAUCGUAUCGCAAAUCAAUUUCACGUCGUUCGACGAAUUGAGAAUCAAUCAUCUUUCUCGUCCAAAAGAAAUUUAAAAACAAUUCUUCACGUGACAUCUCAUUUCUCACGCGAGCUUGCGAAAGGAAUGCGAGUGGCGCCCGCAAAGCGUCGAAAAUAACUCAGCGCUGAGGGAAUUAAUGUCACUAUCAUCGCGCCGCGAGACGGAAAGUGACGGUCGCCGACCGCGGCGGAGUGACAUAAUUGAAGAAGAAAGUGCCAGCGCGGUCCGAGCCCGUUAUUAAGCGGUAAUGAGCGAGCGUCGGGAGAGGGGCAGAAAUGUGUUGGAGAGCAAGCGUCGAGCUCGCCCCGCUAGCGCGAGGAUUAAAUGACGCUACUCGAGCCAAGCGUCACCCUGAAGAAGAAGACUCUCGCUCUCGAAAAACAAGGAGUUUCACGUCACGUCGUCGUUUUGCAAUUUCAAUUCAAAUGUUCUGGUGAGACUAUAUCGAUGUUCCCGGGAAUCGUUCGCGAAACGUGAUGCAAUUCGAGAACGCGUGAGAUCAUGUCGUCGAACGGCGAAUUCUCGACGAUGUCCAGCGAGGAGGUGCCUUCGCUGCCUAAGUCCCUGCCGAGUUCGAGGGAGGCGACCGCGGAGGGUUGUUCCGGUUCCAGCGGUGGUUACAUGCCGCUACGGGAGUUUCUCGAUCGAUUUUCGUUGCCACGAGUUGUUCGUCUCGAGGGCACCGGCGGCAGACCGGUGCUGCUGUACAAGCAGCAACAGCGAUCGUUGAGAGUCACGGCCAGUUUGCUGAUACAUCGGUAUCGACAUGACGUCAAGGUGGGACCGGAGAUCGUCAUCCCGGAGGGUUACCCAGGGUGGUUUUCUGUGAUAUCCGGCAACAGUACGACGGGCAGUGCGCGCGUCUACCGAAGAGUGGACUCUCUGGUGAAGACCGGGGUGCCCGCGUUUCUGCUGGCGACACCUUUGAGGGCUUACACUCUGACGCACUCGAAAAUGGAGAACGGAAAUCUGCGAGCUCAUUACACGAAGACAACGAUCCGAGCCGGCGAGAUAUUGCGACUCGUGGCGGUUUUUCAAGAUACAAGAAGAUGCAGCUCGGUCUCCUUCGGGAUCUCCGGCGGAUGUCCCGAGAAGGAUCAAUACGCGCAAUGCAUAGAUCUUCAUGGACGCGAGGUGUUCGCCUCGCUGUCGACCAGGGGCGAAUUCUACGCGAUAUGUCAGAACGAAAGCGUCGACUCCGGCAGCGAUGCGGUGCUCUAUAAAGUUCACCAUCUCGCGAGACGACAAUUGCCACUUAGAGUGCGAUUGAUAGCGGGACCGUUGCCAAUACCUCUGCCGAAGGAAUAUGGCGGUUUAAUGCAGUUGGAAACGUCGACGCGGGGUCCGAUAGUGCUGGGCUGCGUCGUUCCGGAAAGGCCGGUACACAAUCCGGAAAUGCUCGAGUUAGUUGUGUCCGGUAACGGAGCGCCGAGGGUUCGAAGAGCCCGGUUGGGUUAUCCUUCGGAGGCGAGGCUGUUGGCCUCGCCAAAAAUACAACGGUUAUUAUCAGCCUGCAGCCGAGCGGUUGGAGAUCGCGCAACGGAACCGCGUGUGGCACCCGUAAAGCUGCACACGCCGAUCGGGGAAAAUCUACGAGAAAUGCAUCUGAAGAAGAUUUCUAAACCGAAGCCGGAGACCAAACCGAUUCUGCAGAGUCUAAAGGACGGGCUGGAACACCUGAAGCGCAACACCGCAAGAGAACGGAAUCAUCAACAGACGAAACAAAGUACCGGGAACGGCAUUCUGGAUAGGAUCACGAAACUCGCUCAGGGCAAUAGGAAUCGCAAUCCCGCAAAAAAGUCGGCCUCGUUCACGUUUGCGGUGAGGCCGGAGAUAGCCAUGAGAUCUCAGGAGCGCUACUGCAGUCUGGAACCGGAAACUACCUCUAAUCAGACCCAAAAGAAUCAAAACGCCAAGCAACCGGUGCAGAGAUCCGUGUCCACCAGCGUGUUGGAAAUACCGGCGUGCGUCGAGCUGCAGCCCAAUUAUUCCCGCGUUAGAGACAGUCUGACGCCGCUGCCGUCGCCACCGAAGCUGGUCAGAACCAGCAACAAAGGAGAGGAGAUUUAUGCCGAGAUCUGCGACACCGCGACGGCAAACCAGGCGCAGAAGUGUCCGGGAAGUCACGUUAUGGCGCGGAUCCGGAUCGUCGUGCAAGGCAGCGAUUCGUCCUUCGGGACGCGCAACGUGAUCGGCAACGAGAGAUAUGUGAACUCUAUGGUAACGAGCGAGCAGAUCGAUUCGAUCAUCAGCACAGAGGACGAAGUGAUUUAUAAUACCGUGUUUUGAUAAGUCGUUUCGCGCGCGCGAUUAGUGUGUACAAACUAAGUAUAUAUGAUGCUCAUGAUUAUGCGGUAAUAGGCGGAAAAAAAAAAUUGUAAUUCAAUUCUGGGCUCGGAGCAGCAAUAUGUGAAAAUCAUAAAAUGUAGACAAACCGGCUGUGUUCAUCGAUUGACUUUUCAUCCGCUGUUUCGAGAUGUAACAUAUUACGUAUAAAAACAUUAAAGAACAUGUACAAGCGUCCUUUUGUGAGGAAAGAAAACAAAAAAAAAAACUGUACAUAUACCUCUGCCAUACGUUAAUGUACUAACAAUUGCAAUGUAAGGAAAUGUAAGCAUCGUAGACAAAUACGUACUCUUAGAACGACAAACCGCUCAAAUUAAUAAUUAAAAAAAAAAAAAUGUAAGUGCAACUUGCGUCAAA